CAACUCCACCGUCCACCACGCUCUACAGAAUCACCACCCACCUUCCCUGGUUGACUCGUCUAGAGUACGACUUCUUCUACAACGACUCCCUUCAUCUUCCUUAGAAAAAAACCUUAUACACUCAAUGAUUUUCUUCAAUGGCGGCUUUUUGUUCAAUCCCUAAUUUUCCUUUCUCUCUCUAAAAUAUUUCACUCUUCUCUACAACCUAUCUCUAAAAUGAACCCAGUCUUACAGGCAGUCAUUGCUGCCGCUGCAAAUUUCUUCUUAAUAACAGUUCUCUUCGCUUUCAUCUGGCUCUUCUGCAAAUCCUCUAAAACUCGCUAUCGACGCCACGACCACCUUCACAACCUCCAAACCCGCGGCUGGACCGGUAACCGAACAGUACCAAGUAAUAUGCAGCUAUCCUCCAUAACCAUUGAUGAAAGCGCCACUUUUGACCCAAGUCUGAAUCGGAUCUCCAUGGAGGAGCUCAAAAUCGCUACAAAGAACUUCUCUGCAGACUUGAUCAUCGGGGACGGCAGUUUUGGCUUCGUCUACAAAGCUACGCUCUCUGACGGCGUUACCGUCGCCAUCAAGAAGCUUGACCCCAACGCUUUUCAAGGUUUUCGGGAGUUUCGGGCGGAGAUGGAAACCUUAGGUAAGCUCCGACACCGAAAUAUCGUGCGAAUUUUAGGGUACUGUGUUUCCGGUGUUGAUAGGGUAUUAAUCUACGAGUUCAUGGAGAGAGGUAACCUUGAUAUGUGGCUACACGACACGUUACCGGAUAACGAGCAGUUCCCAAGGCCACCGUUGUCUUGGGGAGCAAGGAUUAAGGCAGUGAAAGGCGUGGCCAGUGGACUUGCAUAUUUGCAUCAACUUGAAACUCCAAUCAUACACAGAGACAUCAAGGCAAGUAAUGUUCUAUUGGAUUUGGACUUCGUGGCCCAUAUUGCAGAUUUUGGGCUCGCACGCGCAAUCGACGGAUCACAUUCACACGUGUCAACACAGGUGGCCGGAACGAUGGGAUACAUGCCGCCGGAGUACAAGGAAGGGGUAACAAUUGCAACGCCUAAAGCAGAUGUGUAUAGUUUUGGAAUUUUAAUGAUUGAGAUUGCAACUGGGGAAAGGCCGAAUUUGCCCAUGGUUUUGGAAGGGAAGGAGGUAGGGUUGAUUGAAUGGGCAAGGAAAAUGUUGGAGCAAAAUAAACAUAUGGAAAUGUUAGAUUCAACAAUGGGAAAGGACGAGUUAAGUGAAGAUGAAGUGAAGGAAUAUUUUACAAUUGCCUCAAUGUGUACUAGUGAAAUAAUGAUGGAAAGGCCUUUUAUAACUGAAGUUGUUGAUUGGUUGAAUAGCCUUUAUAACGAGUGAAUGGUUUGCUACGAAAAUGUAAAUAGCUUUUGUAGUGUAUAUUGUCAAGCGGCUAAGGCUGCAACUAGUGUUUAGUGUUUUUAUUUGGUUAAAACAUUAUUUUAAUUAAUUAUUGUGUUUAAUAAUGUUGCAUUUAUCCUACCGUUUAGAAUUUGAAGUAGUAUUUUAUGAAACGUUAUCCUUA
Messenger RNA from Jatropha curcas, 1531 nucleotides. Its product is annotated as Protein kinase superfamily protein. Gene Ontology annotation, molecular function: protein kinase activity; ATP binding. The record is from RefSeq and is a predicted model, not a curated record. NCBI's taxonomy places the organism in Eukaryota, Viridiplantae, Streptophyta, Magnoliopsida, Malpighiales, Euphorbiaceae. Gene Ontology annotation, biological process: protein phosphorylation.